AUGCUACAACCCGUUCAACCUUCAAUUGAAACAUUGAAAAAGACGAUCGAGUCGAAUUCGGUGUCUUCCAACCCUCCAAAUUUGUAUCCAAUUUACAAAUAUGUGAGUCACAAUGAUAUCUCCAUUCAUCAAGCCUACCUUCGAUUAGCGAAUAUCAACGAUACUGAUAGGCUGCCUUCAUUCCUUUUCGAGUCGUCUGUUCAUGGGGACACUGUUGACAGAUACUCUUUUAUUGGAAUUAACCCACUGAAAGUGAUCAAAACAGGAGAUGACCCUAAAAAAUUCAGUGCCGAAUUUUGCGAUGUAGAUCCAAUAACUGUACUAGAGAAGGAACUAUCCCAUUUCAAACAAGCUUCAUUGCCCGGCUUACCAAAAUUCAGCGGGGGUGCAACUGGGUACAUUUCCUACGACUGUAUCAAGUACUUUGAACCUAAAACAAAGAGGCCAUUGGAGGAUGUUCUCGGCUUACCUGAAGCGGUACUAAUGUUUUGUGACUUGGUGGUGGCAUUCGACCAUGUAUACCAACGAUUUCAAAUCAUUUACAACGUCAAAGUCGACCAAUCUCAUGACUUGGUGGAGGAGUAUAAAAGAGGGGUAUCAAAGAUUGAUGAAGUUGAAAAACUAUUGUUGAGAAAUGUAUCAAACGAGGAGAUCUUUCCACGUCAAGGACCUAUCAAGUUGAACCAAACAUUUACGUCCAACAUUGGACAAGAGGGGUACGAAAAGCACGUUUCCACUUUGAAGGACCAUAUAUUGAAAGGGGACAUCAUUCAAGCAGUGCCUUCCCAAAGGAUUGCCCGCCCUACUGAGCUACACCCAUUCAAUAUUUACCGCCACUUGAGAACGGUGAAUCCAUCUCCAUAUUUGUUUUACAUUGACUUGAUUGAUUUCCAAAUAAUUGGGGCUUCUCCAGAGUUAUUAGUGCAAUCUGACACUAACGGUAGGGUUGUGACUCAUCCUAUUGCCGGUACAAUCAAGAGGGGUAAAACGAAUGAAGAAGACGAGAAGAAUGCGGAAAUUUUGAGAUCAAGUUUGAAAGACAGGGCUGAGCAUAUCAUGCUUGUUGACUUGGCACGUAAUGAUGUGAAUCGUGUUUGUAAACCCGAGACCAACAAGGUAGAUAAGUUGUUGACUAUCCAAAGGUUUUCACAUGUGAUGCAUUUGGUUUCGGAAGUAAGUGGAACCUUACGUGAGGAUCAAACCCGAUUUGACGCCUUUAGAUCAAUAUUUCCUGCUGGUACUACUAGUGGAGCGCCGAAAGUGAAGGCAAUGGAGUUGAUCGCUGAAUUGGAAAAGGAGAAAAGGGGAGUUUAUGCCGGUGCUGUGGGACAUUGGGGCUACGACGGAAAAACGAUGGAUACUUGUAUUGCAUUGCGAACCAUGGUUUUCAAGGACGGUGUGGCAUAUUUACAAGCAGGAGGAGGAAUUGUGUUCGACAGUGAUGAAUAUGAAGAGUACAUGGAGACUAUGAACAAAAUGCGAGCAAAUAACAAUACCAUUGUGGAAGCGGAAAUGAUCUGGGCUGACAAGGUAGGGAGUGUAGAGUGA
Molecule: messenger RNA, 1548 nt
Organism: Lodderomyces parapsilosis
Lineage: Eukaryota; Fungi; Ascomycota; Pichiomycetes; Serinales; Debaryomycetaceae
Gene: TRP2
Product: anthranilate synthase
Exons: 2
Coding region: 1-1548 (515 amino acids)
Biological process (GO): L-tryptophan biosynthetic process
Molecular function (GO): anthranilate synthase activity
Source: RefSeq, a predicted model, not a curated record